AAUUUUUGCAUUUGCGCUCUGCCUUCCCACCUCAUAUACAAGAAGCUCCAUCUCGCGCUCUUACACGCGCACUCAAAGCAACGCACUGCCGGUCCGCUCAUCGUAGCAGCUCAUCAAUCACCUUGCAAGCCCUCAGAGCAACCUUGCCAAAGCUACACAAGCUGCAACUCCCGCAAUCAACAAUCCUUGCCACAUCGCAUCGAUCACCUCGCGCCUCCAAAUCCGCUCACGAGCCUCGAGUUUGGGACGAGCUUUGGCGUGCAGAUCACACUUGUGCACCUUUGAUAGCUAGCAAGAUCGCACCAUCACCUUGACAGACAUUGACAUUGUUGCAAAAUGGCUACCUCGUUGCAUUUUGGCCCUGAAUGGAUGCGCAGGGGACCAGGCAAGUCCGCUUCCAAUGCCAACGCUUCGCAAGCAAACGGCAAUGCGCCGGGUAGUGGUGGUGGUGGUGGUGGUGGUGGCGGCGCAGAGAACACCUCCAACCGAUCUGUAUCACCAGGUCGUCCUUCUUCGAAUACCAGUGCCACCUCUGCCGGUGCUGCUGCUACUGCCGUGGGUAAUGGACCGCUAGGGGCUCUGGGCUCUCUGCCCACUUCCACUCGACGCAACCCCAGCCUAGGAAACUUGUCGCAUGCUGCCCCUUCCAGUCUUUCAUCGCAAUCUGGGCCUGGAUCCACUUUGGGCUCACCAGCGGUAUCCAGUCCCGGCCUAUUCAGCUUUGCGGCAGCGGCGGCUGGAGGCGGUGGGGCUGUCGGAUCAGGAGGAGGUGGUGGUAGUGCAGGUGGUGCAACAGGUAGUGCUGGUAUCACGCCUGGCAACACCUCCAAUAGCACUUUGGCUGCGGCUGCCGGUGGUGGAGGCGCUUCUUCUCAGCAGCCCAACAGCUCCUCACACCAGUCUGGAGCCAAUGCUGAUGCUGAUUACAAGCUCUUGAGCUUGUACGGUGCAGACCCUCAGUCUAAUGCCAAUCCCAAAAGUCCUCUUCCCGAUACGGGCAAGGAACAUUGGUCGACUGUGGGGGUGGCAGAGAGAGGCAAGAAGAAGCCGCUUGGUGGCAUUCUGGACCGAGACAGGGAUCUCUCCAGAAGAAAUGCGGAUACCGGAGGUCCAUUGUCACCCGCGCUAGGAGGCGAGCCACGAGGUUUGAAUACUCGAGCAUUUUCUGGAAGCUCCACUGGUGUGGGCGAAGGUCGAAGAUCCGGCUUAUUCGGUCGAGGUCAAGGCGGCGGUGGGAUCGGGGUCUUGAACGUCAAUACAGGUUCGAGCGCUGGCAGUGGUCCUGUUUCAGGUUCGACCAAUCCUAUGAGUCCCAGUAUGCCUCGCGAACGAUUCUCGGGCAUACAGGGUGGUGUGCUUGGGGGUGUCGCGCCUACGCGAAAGCGUCAAGACAGUGAAGGAGGCGGCAACAGCGCGACCAGUACGAGGAUGCCACGACCACCGUCCGACGAUGCCGAGCAAGGUCAUGAUCGUCGUCCCAGUCGUACCCGAUUAUCGAUGGGUGCGCUGGGAGAAGUGGGAACGGCAGCGACAGAUGCGGUCUCGUCACCACUGGAAACGCAGCCCGAAACGCCGCGUUCGGCUCUGCCAACACCUACUGGAGGCAGUCUGUCAGGCCGCUUCAAGAGAGAUCGCAUACCUGGCGAGGGACCAAUCGGACCCAAUGCCGAUGGCAGCGCAGGCUUUGGCAAGUUCUCGUCCGUAGGCAGAAAGCGCGAACGUCAGUCAGCUGCGGCCGCAGCUGCUGUCUCUUCUGCCGAGCCUGGUCAGCAGGAUACAACAGAGCAUCAAGGCGUCGCGGAAACGGAUGCCGCCGCUGGUGAGCCUGUGGACCAGAAUUUGGCGGAUCGAACCUCUUCAUCGUUAUCUCUUGCCAACUCUGGACCCUUGGACACUGUGCCCGAUUCGUCAGCGAAGCUGCACACCGAAAAUUUGAGUCAUGCUGCCUCGGACGAGCCUACGCCAGCAGAAUCGGCCGAGUGGUCUCCAGAGACCGAAACAUGGUAUUACAAGGAUCCUUCGGGCACAUCUCAAGGUCCGUUCCCGGCUACAACCAUGCAGGACUGGUUCGAGCAGAGCUACUUUACUGGCGAUCUUCCGAUGCGACGAGGUGCAGAAGAGGAAUUUGAGCCUUUGGCCAGCAUACUCGCUGCUCUGGGCCAUCCCGAAAAGCCUUUUUUGACGCCUCCUGUUGCAGCACCUUUAGCACCUUUGGCGCCGGAGGUGGAGCGAUCAGCACAAUCAGGCGAUCAGUCGCAGCAGCAACCUCUUUUGGAGGACUCGGCCCCUCAGCACCUUCAGUCAGCUGCGGAUCUCAAUGUCGGUGCGGAACACGGAGACUCUGGACUCUCAAGAGACGUGCCUCAAUCCGCAGAGGGUCUUGCUCCAGACGUGGGUGGGCGGCCAUUUGAUCAGUAUGGCUCUUUCGGAACCCCAGGACAACAGGACCCGUCCGCAGCACAUCCAUGGGGGCCUAAUGAUCGUAUGGGUCCGGGCUUCGGCUCCCACGCUUGGUCCCAGUCGAGCUUUGGUUUCGGUGGCGGACCUGGACCUCUUCCGCCGCAGUCGUUUGGAGAACACCACUCGCCCUUCCUGCAGCACGUGCAGCCUCCUCAAUCUCCCUUUGGCGCACCCGCUGCUUUCGGACCACAUGGACCUCGUGGCCAAGAGGAGUACUUGCACAUGAUACGGCAGAGGGAGCUUCAGGAGCAACGCCAUGCAGCUGCAGCUGCUGCUGCUCGCGCUCAGGCUGGCUCCGGGUUGGGCUUUGCAGCGCCACCACAUUACCUGAACGAUGCCUUCGGUGCUCGUCCAGGUCAGGCAUGGAAUGACGUACCAGGCCCAUGGUCUCACCAGGGCGUGCAUGGCUUGCCAGGCCAUCAGCUGCCGCCCUUCCAACACAACUCUUCUCCAUUCGGAGCGUUCAACCCUCAAAGACAACCAUCUUUCGACUCGGUAGGAUCUCCAUGGCGCUCUGCUGCGGUCCCCUCAUUGCCUGACGGUGGCUUCAACCAUCAACCCAAUGAUCAGCGAAGUGCGAGCCAGGUCUUCGAUCAGGUCACUAACCCGAUCGCGCCUGCAGAUGCGAGUCAUGAAGAGGCCCACCCGGCGCAUCAGCAGACCGACGGAGCGUCGGUGCAGGCAGCAGCGACUCCUCCCGACGCACCCGCAGCAAGUCUGCCCACUCAGGCUCAAACUGAGAUCGCUCUCGAUCUUCCUCCUGCCGCGUCUUCGCCCUCUGCGCCGACUGUGGCGAAUCCAGCUACCCCAACGCCUCCUGAACCAACGCCCGAGGAACUUUGGCCGCAGAGCCCUUCUGCUGUUGAGUUUGCUGCUGAACCGCGCCUCGCGGAGGAGCCAGCGCCUGCGCAAGCGAUCUCUGAGGCUGACAGAGGCGAUGGCAGCGAAACUUCGGUGCGCAACAAGCGGUCUCGACGCAAGCAGCAGCAACAAGCUUCGGAAGGUGCCCUCUCCGAUACUGGCGCUACUGGCAAGGCUCCACGCGGCGCGGAGCAAGCAGGCGGUCUGAAGGUUCUGUCUCGUGAAGAAUUUGAAAAAGCGCAGUCUGGUCAAGGCAAAGGUGCUGAUCAAGGUCAGGCUUCAGCCGCUACUUGGCUUGUCGAUUCGCCCUCAGGUGGGACUCCGACCGCAUCGAAAGCUCCGUGGGCAAAGGAUCAAGCGGAGAGCGGGACUGCGCCCGGAGGUUUGAGCCUUCGACAGAUCCAGGAAGCUGAGCAACGUCAGGCGGAGAUGCGCCGAGCCGCAGAAAGAGCUGAUGCAGCGCAGCGAAUCAAGACUUCUUCUGCGGCCAGCGAUGCUCUGCCGACUACGAUGCGAUGGGGUCUUGCUAGCGGUCAUGCGCACGGAGCACCACCAUCGGUCGAGGAUGCCCGAGCCUCUACGCCAACAACUUCGGCUGCUCCGGCCUGGAACACCUCGACGAGUGCGUCUAAGAAAAAGACUCUGAUGCAGAUUCAGGAAGAGGAGCAAAAGAGAGCUGCGAAGGCCAAGGAGGCGCAAGCGGCUCAGCAAGCCGCUUUGCAGCGCGGUUACGCCGACUCUGCUACGCGCCAGACUGCACCUGCUCCAGCUGUCAGCCAAGGCGGCGGCUGGAGCGUGGUGGGGGCCAAGUCUGCAGCUACGAACAGUCCUGUUGUCGCGACUGCUGCGCGACCUGCUGGCGCAUCUGCAAGCGCUCGAGCUGUCAGCUUGAACAGCCCUGCAGCGGGAGCCUGGGUUGCUGGCACGGCCAAGCAGAACGGAGCAGUCGCCGCGCCUGCCAGGUCCUCCGUUACGAGCUCGCCUGCCGUAUCGAAGGCCAAGACUGCCUCGUCGAGCGCAGCUGGAGAGUCGGGCAACGACCAGCCCAGCGCGGAAUUCCUCAAGUAUCUCAAAGAUCAGCUCAAAGGCCUGAACGUCAAGGUGGAAGACUUUGUCGAGAUGCUGCUCUCUUUUCCGCUCGAUCCCUCACCAGACGUGGUGGAGAUUAUUGCGGAAUCCGUCUAUGCGAACAGCAGCACGAUGGACGGUCGAAGGUUCGCAGCCGACUUUGUGGCGAAGCGCAAGAUGGAUGCUCAGAGCGGACGAGGGGUUGGUGCGGGCGUGGGCGGCGGAGGAGGAGGAUGGAGCGGACGCGGCGGGGCGCUUGGCUUUGGCAUGCCGAACGGGCAGGGAAGCAUGGGACGAAGCACUAGCGAAUCUUUUGGUGCUGCUGCGGGUGUUGGAGGCGGCGCGAGAUCGUCUGCUGCUGCCCACGUUGCCGCUGGUGCAACGGCCGGCUCAAGCGCCAACGACUUUGCAGGUUUCAAGGUGGUCAAGGCCAAAGGUGGCAAGAAGGGCGGUAGAGCAUGAAGGGGGAAAAAUAGGGGGCGAAAGCAAAAAGGGCCACCCCGUGCGCGUAGCCUAGCUUUCGCGAAGAGGCCAAAAAGCGACAAAGGAGCCAGCUACUUUUGCAAACUUAUCUGUUGCCCUCGCCCACACGACGAAAUGAAAAUGAUUUUUUUUCCUCCG
Ceraceosorus guamensis is the source of this 5010-nucleotide messenger RNA. RefSeq lists its product as hypothetical. Gene Ontology annotation, molecular function: protein binding. Lineage: Eukaryota; Fungi; Basidiomycota; Exobasidiomycetes; Ceraceosorales; Ceraceosoraceae. The transcript has 4 exons. The record is from RefSeq and is a predicted model, not a curated record. The coding region runs from base 337 to 4851 and encodes 1504 amino acids.